Meloidogyne enterolobii is the source of this 1267-nucleotide messenger RNA. NCBI's taxonomy places the organism in Eukaryota, Metazoa, Nematoda, Chromadorea, Rhabditida, Meloidogynidae. The record is from the annotation of a GenBank genome assembly.
AUGGAUAAAAUUAAAAGAUUCACAAAAGACUUGAGAUAUAUUAAUUCUGAAUACUUCCAACAAUUUGAAUGGAAUAUUAAAUUAAAAACAGAAUGUCAAAAAUGUUCAGAUUUUGUUUUACUUAUAAAAUUUGGGCUUGAAAAAAACAAUUUUGAUUUAAGUGAAGUAAAAGAGAAAUGUAAAUUUGUAAUUGAAUAUUCAGAAAAGGAUUUAGUAAAGGAUUUAAAAUUAAAUAAAUAUUCAGAAGAAACCAAACAAAUUGAGGAAAUAUUUAAAUUAUUAAAAUUAGUUAAAUCACUUUUGAAUGAAAAGAAAACAAAUUUAAAUAAAUCGUUUGAAAAUUUAAAUAAAGCAAUUAAUUUAAUUGAUAAUACAAAUCCAAUGAAUGCUUAUUUUAAUGAAUUAAAGGAAAUUGAGGAAAAUGCAAAGUUUAGGGCUGCACGUAUUUUACAAUUUUGGAAAGAACCUAGAAAAGUAAUUUUUGAUGAAAAAGAAAUUAAACGACAAGGCGAGAUUAUUAAAGAAAUGGAGAAAUUAAUUGAAAAUGAAGAAAAUAUUAAAGAAUUUGAUGAACGAUUGAAAAAUAAAUUUGAUUUUUUGGUGAAGAAUUGGGAAAAAUUAUUAGACACUAAAGUAAAAAUUGAAGAAGAAAAAAAUAUUUUUUAUAAACAAAUAGUGCCUGAAAGUGAAGAAAUUAAAAAUAAAUUUGAAAAUUCUGGUGAUCUAUUUGUUGGAUAUUGUUUAACUAAAAGAAUUGAAAAUUCAUUCAAUAAAGAUGGAACUGUGAAAUCUUCUCAAUUUUUGAGUGAUGGGGUUGGACAGGAAUAUGGAUGGGAAUUGAAAGAAGUUUUGGGGCAAAAACGCAUUAAUAUUGGACAUUACGAGAAAAUACAAAAACAAAUUAAUGAAAAAUUAAAAAAUGUGUGUAUGAAUGUGGAGGAAGUAUAUUUGAAAAAUGCUUGUGAAUUAUUUUUGGAACAUGAAUUACAAUAUUGGCAUUCUUUUUGUUCUAUUGAUACAGAACAUUUACGUUUGGAACAUUUUGAGGAAAUGAAUGUUGUUACUAAUGGUUAUCAAAACAAAAAAGAAGAAGAAAAAGAGGAGGAAGCAACUUUUGAUGAAGUUGGAGAUGAUAGUAGAUUCGAUGGAGAAACUGAAGAUGCUAUUGAGGAAGCAACUUUUGAUAAAUAUGGAGGAGGAGAAAUUGAAUUAUCUAAAUAUUGAGAAGAGAAAAAAGAGUAUAAAAAAGAAUGUAUGUACAUAUUAU